Molecule: messenger RNA, 1328 nt
Organism: Ananas comosus (pineapple)
Lineage: Eukaryota; Viridiplantae; Streptophyta; Magnoliopsida; Poales; Bromeliaceae
Product: barley B recombinant-like protein C
Exons: 2
Coding region: 213-1169 (318 amino acids)
Biological process (GO): response to ethylene
Cellular component (GO): nucleus
Molecular function (GO): DNA-binding transcription factor activity; sequence-specific DNA binding
Source: RefSeq, a predicted model, not a curated record
CUCUCUCUCCUCUCUCCUCUCUCCUCUGUCUCUCUCUCUCUUUCUCUCUCCAUCAAGAACCCUAAAGAGAGACCUCUCCAAGGGAUUGCGCGGAGAAGGCAAUGUGGUAGAUCGAUGGGCUGAGCGGGAUCGAAAAGAAGGGUUUUUUGAUUGGAUCUCUUUUUUUUUCUUUUUUUUUCUUUUCUUUUUGCUUUUGGUGUGUGUGAUUCUAGAUGGAUGAAGAUGGGGGGUUGGGGCUUCGGAAUUGGGGCUUCUACGACCCUCCGGUGAAGGGGAAUUUGGGGCUCCAGCUCUCGUCGGUGGCGGCGGAGCGCGACGCGAAGAAGCCGCCGCCGCUGCCGCUGCCUCUCUUAUCGAAUGGCGGCGGCGGCGGCAGCGCCGGAUUCCUCCACCGUGACUGCGUCGUGCCAGAGCCAUCUGUUCCGAUGAUGGACUACAUGCGCGACGGCGCCGGGUGGGGUGCCCACCACCCACACCAUCACCACCAACACCAACACCAACACCACCACCACCACCAUCAACAACACCCCAAUUAUGGCGGUGCCGCCGCAGCCGCCGCCGCCGCCGCGAUGCUCCCGAACAUCAUGCACACCCUUCACAUGAUGCCGGCCCCGCCGCAGCCGCAAUUGCCCGAGCCGCCGCUCGAGGCGCCCAAGGAUGAGGACCGGGUGGCCCCGGCCCUGGCCCCGCCAAUGCCGGACGAGCCGCCCCCCUCGAAGAAGCGGCUUGGCGGAGCCCGGCCCUCGCACAAGCCCCCCAAGCCCAGGAAGCCUAAGAAAGCCGCGGCCUUUCCCGAGAGCCCGAACGGCUCGACCUCUUCUUCCCGGGGGAAGAGGAAGAGCACUGAUAUGGUAAUCAACGGCAUCGAUUUGGACAUCUCGCGGAUCCCCACGCCCGUCUGCUCGUGCACGGGAGCCGCACAGCAGUGCUACCGGUGGGGGGCCGGGGGGUGGCAGUCCGCAUGUUGCACCACUAGCAUUUCUAUGUAUCCCCUGCCGAUGAGUGCGAAGAGGAAGGGGGCGAGGAUCGCCGGGCGGAAGAUGAGCCAAGGGGCCUUCAAGAAAGUGCUCGAGAAGCUCGCCGGCGAAGGGUAUAAUCUUUCUAAUCCGAUUGACUUGAAAACCUUUUGGGCCAAGCAUGGGACCAACAAGUUUGUGACUAUCAGGUAAAAAGAAAAGGGUAAAUUGUGUUAGAUGUUGUUUAAAUGUUAAUCUCUCUGCAUUCGGAUCCGAUUUUACUUUGUACAUACUCUAUAUGACCUUAUGCAGGGGGAGGUCUUUGGAUAGAUUGUAGCCCAGCUUUUUUUUUUUUUUUUUUUUUUUUUUUUU